CUUCUCCCAGAUUCUUAUUCACAUCUGCUCCACGUUCCCCACGGCCCUCGGCUCACAAGCGUGUACAUAGCGCCCGCUGCGGUCCUGGUCGCAGUGCGGCACUCUCUCCGACUCGACGCGCCGCACCUCUUGCUGCUGCUGCCUUGCACAUCUCCAUGGCGUCCAGCCCCGCGCCCACGCCGGCGGCUGCCGAGCCGCCAGCGCCCAGCUCGUCCGACGCUGCAGCCGCUCCAGCAGCAGCGCAGCCGCCGACAGAAGCGCAGCAGCCGAGCUCAGACGGUGCGGCGCCCGGCACGCCGCGCCAGUCCUCGCCCGAUGCUGCGGGCCCUACGUCGCCGCCCGCCGCCGCCGCGCCGCCCUCCGGCCCACGCUCGCGCCGCGUCGCCGGGCCGUCGGCGACGGGCAAGGUGAGCAACAAGAAGAAGGAGGCGCUGGCACAGGUGCCCUGCAAGUUCUUCCGCUCCUCCAACGGCUGCUCGGCGGGCAGCGAGUGCGCCUUUGCCCACACGCAGGGCGGCGGCGCCAAUGGCGGCGCCGGCGCCGGCGGCCGCGGCAAGGAAGAGCUGGCCGUGUGCCAGUGGUUCCUCAAGGGCAACUGCCGCUUCGGCCACAAGUGUGCGCUCGCACACCUCCUGCCGGGCCAGCCGCCGAGUAUGGACCGCAAGAACAAGCGGGCGCAGCAGCUCGCUCAGCAGGAGCAGGCCGGCAUGGGCGGCGCUGCCGGCGGCCGCGAUGGCGCCGGCAAGCAGCGCGCUGAGCGGCGCAACGGCGGCGACGAUGCCCAGCGGCGAGGGCCGGGCAUGGCGGGCAUGCACGGCCAGGCGAACGGCAGCGGGCACGUCGGCGACGGCUACGACUCGCUCCUGGCGCAGCAGCCGAUGCGCAGCGCCAACGCCGGCCCGCCGGGCAUGCAGCGGCCACUCGUGCCGGCGAACCUGGCGCUCAGCCACGACCCCGCCGUGCUCUUCUCGACGGACAGCAACGGCGCCAUCCACCUGGACGGCUCUGGGCCGUCGGCGGGCGUGCCGCUGCACUUUGGCGCCGGCGGCCGGCAGCCGCCGCAUCUGAUGCAGCACCCUGGCGGCCUCUCGAUGCAGCAGCCCAUCGCCUCGAGCAGCGCAUUCGGCACGUCGCCGUUCAACUCGGGCAGCGGCGGCGUGUUUUUCAGCGGCAGCCACGAGCAGGGCGGCGCCGGGCCAUUUGCCUCGUCGGCGGGGCGCAGCUACGGCGACGGCAGCAAUGGCUUCUCGCGCUGGCGCAGCGAUGCCGACGGCCGUGCGACGGACGAUGAGGACGACGCGGAGGAGUCAGAGGAGGAGGGCGACCUGCUUAUCAACAAGGAGGACUUCCUGCCCUCCAGCCUCUCCGACCUGCUCACGCCUGCCGAGCUGUCGCGGCGGCGGCGCACGCAGGCCGGCUUCCUGCAUGCACCUGGCCAGUCGCUGCCCCAGGGCAUGGCUGCGGGCCUCUCGCGGCUGCACGCGCUGCCGCCGCCGAGCUCGGCCCAGGAGCCGUCGGCCGGCUAUGCCGGCUACAGCUUCGACUCCAACUCGGAGCAGCAGCACUUUGUGGCGCCGUCGAGCGUGCUGGCGCAGCGCGCCAACCCGCUGAGCCUGGCGAUGAGCAUGGGCCGCUCCGUCUCCAACGCCUCGCUCGACGCACACCACCACCAGUCGUCGUACGGCCUCUCGGCGUCGCCUGGCCCGGGCAUGGCGUUCCGCGGCGGCUCGUCGCCGCUGCCCGCCGAGGGCAACGGCAUUGCCAUCCACCGCGCCUCGGCCGGCGGCGUGCCGCAGCACCCUGGCAUGCACCGUCUGCGCACCGACACGGUGCGCCAGCAGCCGAGCCCCAUUGCGCUGCCGACGAUGGGCGAGGAGGUCGACGACGGCCUCUUCGAGCUUGAGUAGGCGCGGAAGGAGAAGAUCGUGUUGUGCGUGUCAUCCAGGUUUCCCCGGCGUUUGCUGCCACUUCAGUCUACAUCCCAUAGAGAGCGUCCAGUGUUGUACAGUAGUCGUCAGGAGAAGGAAUUGCAGAUGACUUGUGACCUCGC
Tilletiopsis washingtonensis is the source of this 2050-nucleotide messenger RNA. RefSeq lists its product as hypothetical. Bases 156 to 1907 code for a protein of 583 amino acids. Gene Ontology annotation, biological process: protein polyubiquitination. The transcript has 2 exons. The record is from RefSeq and is a predicted model, not a curated record. Gene Ontology annotation, molecular function: ubiquitin protein ligase activity; metal ion binding. Lineage: Eukaryota; Fungi; Basidiomycota; Exobasidiomycetes; Entylomatales.